AAAUCGGAAAGAUGACUCUUCAGUAAUUGAAUAAAAGGGUAUAGAGAUAACAUAGCCUACCUGUAACUUGUAAGAGUGUCAAUGAUGCAAAACAUUUAAAAUAUGCAUUUACCGUGUAUUUUGUAGAUUUCGUCUGCAGGAAGAGAAUGUUAGCCAUCUGCGUGAUUUUUGUUUAGGUGCAAAACAUUUUCGGUACGUACAACUACAAGUGUAAACUUUUGAAAGUAGAAUUUUCGGUUAACGUCUUCCAGUUCCAGUAAACCAUUACCAUAGGAUGAAUCCGACAAAAAAGUUCCAAUUUCUCAUCCAUAGCUACCAAGAAGCCUUGGCUUGUUUAGAAGUCGUCGAAAGGAACCUGCAGCACCCCCGCGAUCACUGGCAAGUGUCUGAAAGCAAUAAAUUUGCUCCACCAGAACCUCCAGGUUCAUGCAAUUGGAGCUGCACGUCUGACUCCAUGUACCCAAGUGGCCAUCCUACUCGAAGUCACUCAAACGAAGUCCACACAAUUCACGGUGGUCUUUGCAACCAGACGAGCGAUGAGUCGGACCGUGUCGGUGGUUCUAAUUUGAGCUCCUCGAAGCGAAAGGCUUAUGUUUGUGUUGCCGAAAAAACUCCAAAAAAUCUUAGUUACGCCGAAAACAUUCAUCACGGAAGCCAAAUUCCUGUUAAUUUUUGUGACGAAGUGGCAGGCAGUAGCUCGACGAGAAAGGCCAUUAUUUCUAUCAUGAUAACCAGCGCCCCUGAUCAACCGUCUCUGGAGCCGAUCCCUGGCAGCGAGGAGGCGUGCAGUCUACCGCAGACCAGAGACGAAGCUCACCUAAAUAGCGGCUCAAGAAUGCGUCCAAUGGAUACGACAACCUUGUUCUCUCGGGACAAAAUCCUGACCGAAGAUAUGCUUGGUGGCAGCAACGAGCCCUCAGGCGUGCACGAUAUCUCGACCUCAGACAGCGACCACGACGCUCCGGUUUGGUCCAACUCUCCCCGGUCCAGCGAUCGAUCCGGCACCGAUACAUCCGGUUCACGUCAGGACAGUAGUACCGACAACGCUGUUACGGACGUUUUGCUCGAGCGAUGCUCCAAAAUACUUGCCGCUGUUGAGGCACAAGUGCAUUCUCAUAAUCCAGUGAUAAAGGAAUCUUUGGUAUCCCUACUGCGGUCACUGGAGCUACAACGGCAUCUUUUGCUACAAAGGCAAAACCGUGCGCUUCCGAGCGAUCCUUCGUACCUGGAACCACAGGCGCCGGUUGAUGCCGCGACCCACGCCCAUGUCAACUUGUUCAACGCGCCUCCUGACCACUGUCACAUUCAAGAGGAGCCGCAGAGCGCGGCGAGCUGUGCCGUGGAGAGCAUGCGGACCAGCCCAGCGGGAGGCGCGGGGCUGGCAGGCGUCGUGGGGCUACAGGAGGUCAAACAAGUCCUGCAGGAGGCGUUCGUGUGGCCGCGUCGCUUCCCUCAACUUUUUCAAGGAGAAGCAAGCGGGUGCUGGUCGCGGCUGCUGCUGUACGGCCCACCGGGCACCGGCAAGACGCGCCUCGCCAGGGCUCUCGCCCAGGAGCUCUGCUGCCCUCUGUACACCGUCACGCCCUCAGCGCUGCUCUCCUCCUGGCUCGGCGACUCCGAGAAGAUCGUGCGUGAGUUGUUCAGCCGUGCUCGCAGUGAGGCAGGUCCUGUGAUCGUCUUCAUGGAUGAGAUGGACGCGCUCUGCCGCACUCGCACACACGCCGAGGACGACUCCACGCGCCGCAUCAAAACAGAGCUGCUCGUUCACAUGGACAACGACCGGAGAGCUGACACUGCAGGCCAUCACGGGUGCAAGAGAAACUUUACUAAUUUUACUUCCACUACAAAAGAUCAUUUCACGUCUACGAAUAACAGCUGUCAUGUCCUGCAGGAAGAUGAUGGCAUUUCUCCUUCCAAAAAACUCAAUUCCGCGAAAUUCCCGCAUCUGAUGAACAGUUUUUUGUCGAGGACCGUGGACGCAUCUAUUCGUAAUGAGAACAAUAAUCGUCGCGGACGAGUUUCAUCUUCGGACGAAGAUAUUUUUUUCAUGAGCGAUGAGCCUCAUGAAGGGAGCUCAGUUUACCCUGGCAUGGACAGCACAACCCACGGCACAUUUCGCAGCGGCGACCAAAACGAUGAGACGGGCGGCGUCAAUCAGUUGUUCGUCAUCGCCGCGACUAACUGCCCAUGGCACGUCGACCCGGCCUUUUUAAGACGAUUCCAACGUCGAUGUUACGUCGCACUCCCGAACGGUACGGAACGUCGUGCGCUGCUGGAGGCAGACUUCGCAGGCCGCCGUGUGGAGCUUGACGCAGCCUCGUGGCAAGAGGUCAUAUCGGCCACUGAGGGCUACUCAGGCGCUGACCUCGGCAACUUGGCUACCACCGCUCGCUGCCUGCCAAUCAGAGAGCUGCAUUCUGCUCGCUAUUGGCAGUUUACUGAUGACAACCUGAUCAUGCCGUGCAGCAGCGACACGCUCGGCGCCAUGCAGUACACGCUCGACAUGCUCCCCAGCAACAGGGUGACCGUUCGGCCCGUGCGACUGGAGGACAUCCUCGCGGCAGCUCGCGCCACUCCGCGCUCUGUUCCCUCUGCCCUCCUGCAGCAGUAUGCUGAUUUUUCCUCCUGCUAGUUAGCUCUUGUGUGGAAUGUCUAAUGUAAGGCACUCAGUAUAUUUAGAAUUAAUUAAAUAUCUAUCUUUAUCUUUUGUAAUGUUGCCUUUUUUGUAGUAAAUAUCAGCCAUCUAGCUACUCCGAGUAUACUGGUUAUUAAUAAAAUAAGUCAAGUCUCAAGCAUUGCUUUGUUUCUAGUCAUUAAUUCACAGGUAUACUAUACUAGAUCGAACAAUCGCUGGUGCCUUCUUAAAAGAACGAUCAAUUUUCACACCUUUACCCCUGUAGCAGACCGAGAAUUUAAAAACCUCUUAGCGGUAAUAGAUUCACACGGUGCCAUGUGGUGUACACGGUGCCAUGUGGAGGUGCAUGACGUAAUGUCUUCAUAAUAAGUUGAUUUAGUUGCAGUGUUGCACUAUAUUCUAAUGUGCUAGUAUCGAUUCUAUAAAGAAGUACAAAUUACAGCAAGUGGGUUACAGUAGGUGAGAAAACUUAGUUUAUAAAGACAAGUUAAGGUGAGAAAGUAAACUUCAACUCCUUCUA
Messenger RNA from Hyalella azteca, 3155 nucleotides. RefSeq lists its product as uncharacterized. The coding region runs from base 275 to 2632 and encodes 785 amino acids. The record is from RefSeq and is a predicted model, not a curated record. The transcript has 12 exons. Lineage: Eukaryota; Metazoa; Arthropoda; Malacostraca; Amphipoda; Hyalellidae. Gene Ontology annotation, biological process: endosomal transport; vacuole organization. Gene Ontology annotation, molecular function: ATP hydrolysis activity; ATP binding.